Molecule: messenger RNA, 1143 nt
Organism: Panicum virgatum (switchgrass)
Lineage: Eukaryota; Viridiplantae; Streptophyta; Magnoliopsida; Poales; Poaceae
Exons: 1
Coding region: 1-1143 (380 amino acids)
Source: RefSeq, a predicted model, not a curated record
AUGGCUGUGCCGUGGGUGAUCCUACGCCGCUUCCUCGGCGUCGUCCCCAAGCACGCGGAGGCGGAGCACCCCGCCGCCAUCUCCACCGCGCUCAGGGCGCCGCCGCGGGUCACCAUCCUCAGCGUGGGCGGCCCGAAUGCCCGCCCCGAGCCCACUCGCCCCGACAAGGUGCCCUACCUCGUUGCCGCCGGCCCCUCGGGCCUCCUGAUCUGCUUCGCCGUCGGCGAGGCCCCCAUCAAAACCGAUGACCUCAUCGUGGCACGGGAGUUCCUCGCGCCCGCGGACCCGUCGCGCCAGCCGACCACGGGGUCCGCCGAACGCAUCCCCCGGCGCCCCGGGUCCAUGCCAGCCACCUGCAACCUCAGGAGCCUCGGGCUCACUCCCGGGCAGUUUCCCGGCGACUACGUGAUCACGGAGCUCCUGGUCGCCAAGCGCAGCGAUCGCGCCAAGCUCCUCCGCUUCCUCUCGGCCGAACGCCGAUGGCUCGACACAGACCUGCUCAACCCGCUUUCCACCGUGGACGGUGAUCGGGAGUGGGCACCGUCCGGCGUGGUCUACCACGAAGGGAAGCUCUGGUUCGUCGACCUCUCGUGGGGGCUCCUCAGCUGCGACCCGAGCGCCACCCUGCCCGUCCUGCGCUUCCACAGCCUCCCGCCGGGCCGCUACAUCCACGAGCCCAAGCCGUUCCUCCACACCAUCCGCUGCAUCAGUGUGAGCAACCACAUGCUGCGGUACGUGGACAUCGCCCGUGACCUCGAUCUGGACGGCCGCGCCGCCGAGAAGAAGGUGUCCGUGUGGACGGCGAUCCACGAUCCUGACUGCGCCGGCGACGGCGACCACGGCAUCCUAUGGAUCAAAACGUACGAGGUGGGCUUCAAGGAGAUCUGGAACGACGCCAGCUACAGGGAGACCCGUCUGCCGGCCAUGAUCCCUGAAAUCGUGCUCGUGCACCCCAAGCACCCCAACGUGGUCUACUUCUUUCAAGGGAGGAGCCUCUUCGGCGUCGACGUGCCCGCACAUCGGGUCGUGGGGUUCGUCAAGGAUGCCCACAAGCUCGUGGCGCCGGGCUGCAGGCGCUGCGUGCUCCCAUGGGAACUGCCAGCCUCCAUUGCCAACGGUAACAUCUACAAUAAUUUUGCAUAA